This is a messenger RNA of Corythoichthys intestinalis (scribbled pipefish), 4990 nucleotides long. RefSeq names its product protein tyrosine kinase 7b (gene ptk7b). Gene Ontology annotation, molecular function: axon guidance receptor activity; ATP binding; protein kinase activity. Gene Ontology annotation, cellular component: plasma membrane; axon; neuronal cell body. Gene Ontology annotation, biological process: protein phosphorylation; synapse organization; homophilic cell-cell adhesion. The record is from RefSeq and is a predicted model, not a curated record. NCBI's taxonomy places the organism in Eukaryota, Metazoa, Chordata, Actinopteri, Syngnathiformes, Syngnathidae. The coding region runs from base 438 to 3644 and encodes 1068 amino acids. The transcript has 20 exons.
UUGAGGGAGUGGGAGGGAGGACGCCAACUUGGAAACACGGCGGACGGAAUGAAACAAACUCCCCCUCGAUGAAAACGAGCGGUGGUCUGUUACCCAGGCAGGAGGGAACCACAUACGCCGGUUUGAUAUGAAACAUCGCGGCCUGACUUUAUAGCCACUCUCCGUCGCUUGACGUUUUUAAAGUUCUCUUGGUAAACUUUCUGCGCGUCUUUUGUCGAGUUCGCUCCGAGUGUGCUCCAUUCGGCCGGCUUUGGGAAGCGAGCGACCCGUCCCCCCACAUGCCCGGUUCUCGCUAGUCAACCUUCAGGACCAGGUGAGCUCCAAAGCCGGACUCCGCGUGGACCACCACAGGUAACGGCGGUCAUUUGACCCGCACGGAUCCCUUUGGUCACAUUUCACGACUCUGGAAAGGAGCAGCCGAGCUUCACGACCAGGACAUGGAUCUAACAACAGAGGCCGUGAAUAGACGCGGAGAGGGCGGGAGAAGAUUCCGAAUCGACUCGCUGUGCGCCAUCGGUGUAAUUUGCUUACAAGUGUUGUCCAUCCAGGCUGCCAUCCAGUUCACAAGGGAGCCCAAGUCUCAGGAUGCCCUGCACGGCCGUAGCGCCAUGCUCCGUUGCGAGGUCAGCGAUCCGACUGACAUCAGCUACCGUUGGCUCCAUAAUGGGCAGCCGUUGGACAACGGCGAGAGGCGCUACCAGGAGGGCAGCAAUCUCCAGUUUAGCGCUGUGGACCGCCGACUGGACGCAGGAAACUUCGAGUGUGUGGCGCAAAACACAGUCACGGGAGAGGUGCUCCAUUCCAACAAUGCCUCUUUCAACAUCAAAUGGUUAGAAAGCGGGGGUGUGACAUUAAAGGAGCCCGAAGGGGAAAUUGAGAGCUCAGCUAUGGUCACGCUGCGCUGUCACAUUGAUGGACACCCACGUCCGACCUGCCAGUGGUUUAAAGACGGGAUGAAGCUGACUGAGAAGAGCCAUCAGAUCAACAACAAGGAGCGGACGCUUACAAUCAAGAGCGCCACUCCAGAUGAUAAUGGUCUGUUCUACUGCUGUGCCAAAAAUGCAGCCGGCCACGUCUGCAGCAACAGUAACUUCACUCUCAACAUAAUAGAUAAGAGCUUUCCUCGACCAGUGGUUACUCCUGAGGACCAGGUGGUUCUGAGGAAUGAAGAAGCUGUGUUCCACUGCCAGUUCACCGCCGUGCCGCCUCCUGCUCUGGAAUGGUACCAUGAAAGUGAGCUGCUGGUUAACAAAACCCGCAUAUUCCUGCUGUCCAAUGGAUCGCUGCUCAUCACCCAGGUCAAACCCAGGAACACGGGCUUGUACAAAUGUGUUGGCCGCGGCGUCAGCGGCUCUCAAGUCACACACGAGGCUUCCCUUCUCAUCGCAGAGAUCGAUGAUAUGGUGUCCAAAAUGUCAAAGGUUUUCACAGCAGACACCCUGCAGCGGGUCCGCUGUAACGCCCCACGAGGAAGACCCCAGCCUGAAGUCUGGUGGGAGAGGGAAGGUCAGCGGGUGCCCACGGAAGGACGAGUGUACCAGGAUGGCUCGGAUCUGGUCUUCAGUCCGACGGAGGCAGGCGAUUCUGGAGUUUAUACCUGUGUAGCACAGAAUAAGGCUGGUCGCAGGACACAGGAAGUUACCUUCACUGUUGCCACCGCCCCAGUGUGGAUAACAAGGCCCCAAGACAGCCGCUUGGAAGAAGGUAAACCGGGUUAUCUGCACUGUCACGCCAAAGCCACUCCCGAACCAGAGGUCACAUGGCUUCGCAACAACAUCAUGAUCACGCCAGAGGAUUCCCGUUUUAAACUAUUCCCCAAUGGUACCCUGAGGAUCAACAGUGUCGAGGUGUAUGACGGACAGAUGUAUGGCUGUGAGACCAAAACAGUGGGUGGUCGACUGUCUGGCCAGGCAAGAGUCAGCGUGCUGGAGAAGCUCAAGUUCACCCCGACCCCCCAGCCUUCCCAGUGCCUGGAGCUUGAUAAUGAGAUCACCAUCCAGUGCUCGGCGAAGGGAAGAGAAAUUCCCACCAUCCGCUGGACAAAAGCAGACGGAGGAGAUCUGCCACCCCAUGUGGAGCAAAAAAAUGGUCAGCUUCACUUCUCCAAAGUGACCCGCAGUGACGCCGGCAAUUAUACCUGCAUCGCCUCCAACAGCCUCCAGGGGGAGAUCAGAGCCAUAGUGUCCCUCACAGUGGCAGUGUACAUUCGCUUUAAAGUGGAGCCGGAUAAUACAACAGUGUACCAAGGGCACACGGCCAUACUGCACUGCCAGGCCACCGGCAACCCUGAGCCUCACAUCCACUGGAUGGUCAAAGAUAAGACCCUGGAUAUCAGUAAGAACAGAAGGAUCCAGAAGAUGCCCAAUGGCUCCCUUGUGAUUUCGGAUGUCACAACAGAAGACACAGGCAGAUAUACUUGUGUGGCUGGAAACAGCUGCAGCAUCAAAGACCGUGUGGCUCAGCUGUAUGUUGUUGAUAAACCAGCACAGACGCAUGAUGAGGAUGAGGACAGAGCGCCUUACAAGAUGAUUCAAACUAUCGGCCUGUCUGUGGGGGCGGCCGUGGCGUACAUCAUCGUGGUGCUCGGCCUAAUGUUCUACUGCAAGAAAAGGCGCAAUGCCAAAAGACUGCACAAGCGUCCAGAUGGAGAGGAACCAGAGAUGGAGUGUCUAAAUGGAGGCGCUGUUCAACAAAAUGGCCACACGACCACUGAGAUUCAGGAGGCGGUGGCGCUCACCAAUAUGGGUACCAUGGCAACAACCGACAAGCGCCAUAGCCACGUUAGCAGCGACAAGUUGUACUUCCCUCGGGCAAAUCUGCAAACCAUCACUACCUUAGGCAAAGGAGAGUUUGGCGAGGUGCUGCUGUCCAAAGCCAAGGGCAUCGAGGAGAGGGAGGAGGAAACGGUGGUGCUAGUGAAAAGCCUCCAGACAAGAGACGAGCAGCUUCAGCUGGACUUCCGCAGAGAAGCGGAGAUGUUCGGCAAGCUCAGCCACCCCAAUGUGGUUCGCCUGCUGGGUCUGUGCAGAGAGGCCGAGCCCCACUACAUGGUCCUCGAAUACUACGACUUAGGGGACUUAAAGCAGUACCUGAGGAUUUCCAAAAACAAAGAGGACAAAGUUAAAACUCAGCCAAUCAGCACCAAGACCAAAGUUUCCAUUUGUGCCCAAGUAGCUCACGGGAUGGAACAUCUGUCCAAUCACCGCUUCGUUCACAAAGAUUUGGCGGCCCGAAACUGCCUAGUCAACAGUCAGAGACGCAUCAAAGUAUCGUCGCUGAGCCUCAGCAAAGACGUUUAUAAAUGUGAGUACUAUCACUACAGACAAGCCUGGAUCCCUCUACGCUGGCUCCCAUCAGAGUCUGUGUUUGAGGAUGACUUCUCCACCAAGUCUGACGUUUGGGCCUUCGGAGUACUCAUGUGGGAGGUAUUCAGUCUCGGGGAAAUGCCGUACACCAAACUUGGAGACAAUGAAGUGCUAGAAGGCCUGCAGACCGGCAAGCUGAAGCUGCCCCCUCCUGAAGGAUGCCCUUCCAAAAUGUACAAGCUGAUGGUCAGCUGCUGGGCCACCAGCCUCAAGGAACGCCCCUCCUUCAGUGACAUCGUUCACAGCUUGGGAGAGCCGCCCUCUGACAGCAAAGUCUGAGAACAUCAGGAAGGGAAACACCCUUUCCUCUCCAAAUAAAGACAGCAAAGUCACACAUUUCAGGGAAGAAGAGUUUUAAAUAUGCAUUUCUGAAAUUUUACAAAAGGAGGGUGUGAAGGAGUUUGCCAUGUCAUUGGUAGCGGUAGCACACUCGCAUUGUUUUCUUCCCCCCUUCCCCACCCCGGAAUGGCUGUUUACUUUGGAGCAGCGCCGUGAGUUUACAUUUGCCUUAAACGCUACAUGGAUGACCAACUUCUUGUUUAACUUCCUGCAUGUGUCAACUCUGAGACUCUUUAUGAACUGUCUUCUCACACACGCAGAACCAAGCACAGCCUGUCAAACAAUCAUCCUGUUUUUGAAUACGGUUCAAAAACAAAAAAAAGUGCUGCACCCUCGGUUGAACCCGCAUCAUCACCUCUAACCAUAUGGAUGUUCUAGUUGUAUGUGUGCGGACCAUGUAAGCUCCAUUGUGUGCAGCUAUCAGCAUGAAAGUGACUGUUACACGUAAGAUGUGCAACAUGAGCAAACCUGUUUGAACAAACAAAACAAAAAAACUGUUCUGAUGAAGUGCAAAAAAGGAUCUUUUAGUUAGUAUACACCCAAGAGUGAUGACUGUUCCGAUGGAGUUUUUGUAUAUUUUUAUGUGUUUUUUUUUUUUUUUUUUUUUUUUUUUGUAUUAACCUUGAGGUGCCCCCAAUGUGCCGCAGUAACGUGUUCAUUUGUUGUGAUUGUGUUGAAAUGGCAGGAAUCCAUCCUGAGUGUGUUUAAACUUGCUUCUGUGCAGAGGUCCAGUCACAAUUCCCCUCUGGGUUCGUUUUCUUAUUCCUAUGUGUGCAAUGUUACAAGAGGGGACCAGUGUACAUAAUGUUAGAGGCCUUGCACUAACUUUAUCUAAACAUCCCUUUUUGUCUCUAUGCAGGUGCCUGUUUAUUCAUAAUGAAGCUCCUGUGUGUUUGUUGUAUUUUUACAUUGGUUUUAGUAGUUAAUUGUCAAGAUUCAGCUCAACGUGUGCAUAGUCUGGCCAAGCAGCUACAAUGAUGACACAAAGUACAAAAACUAAAAAAGGUCAAAAGAGUGACUGUCGGUCACCAUUGCUAAUUAAGUGCCUGGUAAAUGAAGGAUUAUUGUAAAACUCUUAAAACUUUUUUUUUUUUUUUUUAAACAUGAAAGAAAUGCCUUUGUAUAUGAAAUUGUUUUUAUACGUUGUUUUAGUGUGAUAUGUUUCUAUGAUUGCUAGUCACUCACAUGUAGACUUUUUUUGUUAAUCUGCUUCAGCAAAAUUCCACUGUUAUACAUGGAUAUAUACACAAGUAUACAUACUGCUGUCAAUAAAGGUUCACAGUGUU